AUGGAACACAAUCCAACUGAAUUUUUAAAUUCACUUGAUUCACCAGAAAUUCCGCCGUACGUUCUAACAUUGAAAAUUGACGUUCACAUCAUUAUUUUAUGGAACAUCAAUCUACCACCCCUCUGCAAUGAUGCUAGGCUUUCAGUGAAAAAUUUGAUGAACCUCAUAAUCAAAGCCAUCAUUUUAAACGGAAGAUUUAAAGACGAAAAUGUACAAUUACCACGCAUCCCAAUGACUCCAACAGAUAAGCCAUUGGAAUUCAAACUUUUGCAGUUUCCAGUACAACUCGCUUUUGCAAUGAUCGUUAACAAAGCACAAGUACAAUCAAAACAAAUGUGUGGACUGAAUUUUGAGAAUUCAUGCUUCUCACAUGGACGUGGCCUGCUCACGCGUCAGAAAACCUUCUGA
Messenger RNA from Sipha flava (yellow sugarcane aphid), 408 nucleotides. RefSeq lists its product as uncharacterized. Lineage: Eukaryota; Metazoa; Arthropoda; Insecta; Hemiptera; Aphididae. The coding region runs from base 1 to 408 and encodes 135 amino acids. The transcript has a single exon. The record is from RefSeq and is a predicted model, not a curated record.